This is a messenger RNA of Ceutorhynchus assimilis (cabbage seed weevil), 666 nucleotides long. NCBI's taxonomy places the organism in Eukaryota, Metazoa, Arthropoda, Insecta, Coleoptera, Curculionidae. The record is from the annotation of a GenBank genome assembly.
AUGAGAUUAUUAAUUGUUACAGCUAGAAGUCUAAUAUGGAUGCUCUUAAGCCUCCUCUGCACACUAAUGAUGCUCAGCGCCCUGCUCAGCCCCACUUGGAUAACUUCGACCCCUCAAGCUGCAACUUUUGACAAUGAAACAGUUUCAUACACUCCAAGUCUUGGCGUAUAUGCUAAAUGCGGAAAACCGAUAGGAAAAAACCAUCCGGUUUGUACGUUAAUGUCAGCAGGAGGUUUGUCAGCCGACUCAAAGGUUUAUCCUAGUGUUUGGAAGGCAGCAACAGUGUUUUUGGCUAUGGGACUGUUUGUUAUGAGCAUAACAGUUUGUACUAGUCUAGUAAGCUGCUGUAUUCAGAGUUUGUUUCGAAAAAGUAUUUUCACUUUGUCUGGAGCGGCACAGUGUAUUGCUGGUAUUUGCUUCAUUCUUGGAGUAAUGCUACAUCCAAUGGCAUGGGGGACUCAAAGAGUACACAAACUAUGUGGACCAGAAUCGUCACCCUUUUAUUUAGGGGAUUGUUCCUUAGGGCUAGGGCUCUACGUAGCAAUUGGCAGUACUGUUUUAACAUUUAUUUGUGCCUGUCUAUCAUUGCCUGCUGAAAAAUCUACGAGCAGCGAUAAGGUGCAGGAUAAAAUUUACGAGGGACAAACUUUGAUAUGUUUGACAUAA